Messenger RNA from Lachancea dasiensis, 906 nucleotides. Lineage: Eukaryota; Fungi; Ascomycota; Saccharomycetes; Saccharomycetales; Saccharomycetaceae. The record is from the annotation of a GenBank genome assembly.
AUGCACGAUGCUGCCUCUGGACCGGCGCACCAGAAAAAUCAACUUCGUGAAUUAAGCAGCUUACUUUUCCAGCAACGUUUGGGAGACCGACGUUCGGAGUCGAGAGAAUCAAAUUUCGGAGAUGACCCUAGUGAAGCCAGCGGACGAGGUUCGUACACCACAGGUGCUAUCCUCAGUGAAGGCGCCAAGGACACGUCUUCACAAACGAGCAAAAGGCCGCUAUCUCAGUCAAUUAGUUUCUCCACUAAUGCUGUGCGGCUAAAGCGGCCCAGGACACAUUUGGAAACGCUGAGUCUUGAAAUCCAGGAGGAUUCUAGCGUACCCAGAAGUUUAGCUACUCCGUCUCACGAAGACGGCGUUCCGGAAAGUUUCAAUGGCGCACCGCGUAUGAGGAACUCCAGUGACUUUGGGGAAGUGCCAAUUGCAGAGGAAACGUUCGUUGAAGAACACACACUUGAUGAAACGUUGCCGUUCACCAGCAACCAAGCACCAAGCAUGCAAUUUGAUGCAGGCAUUACGCCCAUCCGCGGCACAGAAUCCAUUAAGAGCCGUAUCAAUGACCAGCAUAAUAGCCCGCAUACUUCGAAGAGCAUAUCUUCUAGAGAGAGGCCACUUAGCUGCAAAGACAUUUCAAGUAUUUUAAGGCUAUUUCUCCUUCCCACAUCAUCCAGUUUAGCUCGUGAUGCCAGACUUGAACUCCACGAUUUUUUAUCAGAUGAAUCGUAUCCCUCUCUGUCACAGUUACCAGAAGGUGGUGGCAAGGCAAAUGUUGAUGAGGUGUCGACUUUUCUUCAAUAUUAUAAUCUUCUUCCAGAAAGCUGCACCCCCUUACAAUUUUUUGAGUUUAGCAGCGAAUAUCUUUGCGCUGAAGAUCUCACGUUUCUAGAAAAUAUACUUUUUACAUGA